This is a messenger RNA of Nelumbo nucifera (sacred lotus), 1346 nucleotides long. RefSeq names its product phytochrome-associated serine/threonine-protein phosphatase. Lineage: Eukaryota; Viridiplantae; Streptophyta; Magnoliopsida; Proteales; Nelumbonaceae. Gene Ontology annotation, molecular function: protein serine/threonine phosphatase activity. The record is from RefSeq and is a predicted model, not a curated record.
AGAAAUGUCAUUCUCUUGCCUAAAAUAUCUUUCACUAAGUUUCUUCUAUUUAUCACGCAUUCGCUCUUUUCCACCUUUUUCAAAAUCUCUUUCUCUUUCUCCCCGUUAUUCGUUGAAGCUUGUGCGAGUAUCGGAUAUCGCCUUUGCGACCCCGCCAUGGACCUAGAUCUGUGGAUUUCGAAGGUCAAAGAAGGGCAGCAUUUGAUGGAAGACGAGCUUCAACUUUUAUGCGAAUAUGUGAAGGAACUCCUCAUUGAGGAGUCCAAUGUCCAGCCUGUUAAUAGUCCAGUUACUGUUUGUGGUGACAUCCAUGGGCAGUUCCAUGAUCUAAUGAAACUCUUCCAGACAGGAGGUCAUGUUCCAGAGACAAAUUACAUUUUUAUGGGUGAUUUUGUUGACCGUGGUUACAAUAGUCUGGAGGUUUUCACAAUUCUGUUACUUCUUAAAGCAAGAUACCCUGCUAACAUAACUCUUUUACGUGGAAAUCAUGAGAGCAGGCAACUAACUCAGGUAUAUGGUUUUUAUGAUGAGUGCCAGAGGAAGUAUGGGAAUGCUAAUGCCUGGCGGUAUUGCACUGAUGUUUUUGACUACCUCACACUGUCAGCAAUUAUAGAUGGAACUGUGCUUUGUGUCCAUGGUGGCCUUUCUCCGGACAUUCGAACUAUCGAUCAGAUUAGGGUCAUUGAACGAAAUUGUGAAAUUCCUCAUGAGGGACCUUUUUGUGAUCUUAUGUGGAGUGACCCUGAGGAGAUUGAAACUUGGGCUGUCAGUCCACGUGGUGCUGGUUGGCUUUUUGGAUCUAGGGUCACAUCUGAGUUCAAUCACAUAAACAAGCUGGACCUUGUUUGUCGAGCACACCAACUUGUACAAGAAGGUUUGAAGUACAUGUUCCAAGAUAAAGGCCUUGUAACCGUGUGGUCUGCACCCAAUUAUUGUUACCGUUGUGGCAAUGUAGCUUCUAUCUUGAGCUUCAAUGAAAAUAUGGAGAGAGAAGUGAAGUUCUUCACCGAAACAGAGGAGAACAACCAGAUGAGAGGUCCCAGGACAGGGGUCCCAUAUUUCUUAUGAUAAAAUUAUUUUAAAUGUCAAUUGUAAAAUUAUUUCAGCAGUCUGGUGAUUCGUUGUUGUCAAUGAGGAGAAAAGAAAGAGCGAUGUAAUAACGAAGCAGCCUUGAAUGAAUAUACAUUGACAUUUGCAGGUAGAUCAUUAUUAUUGCCAAGUGGAGAUUUGCCAGAUCAUCUCUGGUCGUGCCUGCAGUUUCUAGACUGUGUUGUAUAUUGAACUCAAUUGUUUGUAGCUGUUAUUCCUGCUUAUCCAAUGCGUUUCCCUGUUUAUCUUGUCUCUUA